This is a messenger RNA of Saccostrea echinata, 1425 nucleotides long. RefSeq names its product tRNA (cytosine(72)-C(5))-methyltransferase NSUN6-like. Gene Ontology annotation, biological process: RNA methylation. Gene Ontology annotation, molecular function: methyltransferase activity; RNA binding. The transcript is spliced from 10 exons. The record is from RefSeq and is a predicted model, not a curated record. The coding region runs from base 67 to 1425 and encodes 452 amino acids. Lineage: Eukaryota; Metazoa; Mollusca; Bivalvia; Ostreida; Ostreidae.
AGGACUCUAUUACUAAUAAUUUAGCGAAAUUUGUUUAUUAGAUGUCUGUUUAAAGCCAGUUUAAGUAUGGAGAAACCUCAGGUCGAACUAAGGGAGGACGUUAAAAGUUAUUUAGAAGCUACAUUUCUAGCUGAAACCGAGGAAGGAGACAAAUGCAGGCUGUCCUUUAGGCGACUGUUGGAGGUACUGGCUUCACCACCGCUGUACACCACACUGAGAGUGAAUAUGUUAAAACUCAGCAGUCAGGAAAUAAAGGCAAUUAUAAAUGAAGAACUCACAAUGAUUUAUAAAAGCAAAAACUGGGAUCCACCCCAAAUAUUUCUCCACCCAUCCCUUGAGGAUGUACUUGUCAUAGAAAAUCGAGGACCACUGCAGAUAAAAGAGAUGGAGAAGGAGGUGGUCAUCGAUCACAGAUGUGGAAUGGCUGUGUUACGGGGAGCAGACAUAUUUGUUCAAGGAAUAAUUGGGGCACCUGCAAACAUGAUGUCAGGUGACAUGGUUUCUGUGUAUAUUGAUCUCGAAGGGAAAUAUCUGAAAGGUGACAUGCAGCCCCUAGGUGGAUCCAGGUUCCAUGUAGGAAAUGGUGUGGCACAGCUCAGUAGAGAUGACAUAUUCAAAACCAAACCAACUCCGAGUGGAGUUGGAAUUUUAAUGUCAGAGCCUCUGUAUGAGGCCCCAUGUCUCAGUGACCUUCGACCUGACCUGAUUCUGGCCCAGAACUUGCCCUCUAUCAUAUGUACACAUGUCCUUGACCCACAGCCAGGGGAGAGAAUUCUGGAUAUGUGUGCAGCACCAGGAGGGAAGACAACUCACAUUGCCAGCAAAAUGAAAAACAAGGGAGAGGUGAUAGCUAUUGACCGGUCAGAUCACAAGGUGGAUAAGAUCAGGUCUAACCUAGAGAAGUGGGGCCUGACCUGUGUGACUUGUUACGCCUGCGAUGCACUGAGGAUCUCUGUAGUUCCCGCUGGUGGCAACCUGAACUUCCCAGAAUUCCCAGCAGAAUAUUUUGACCGUAUUUUGUUGGACGUCCCCUGCAGUGCCCUUGGUCAGAGACCAUCACUCAAAAACCACAUCACUCUGAACUCGCUCAAAUCGUACUCGGGAUACCAGAGAAAGUUCAUGCGUAAGGCUGUCCAGCUUCUACGACCCGGUGGAGUCCUUGUUUACAGUACCUGUACAGUUACACUGGAGGAGAAUGAAAAACAAGUUGUGUGGGUGUUAGAAAACUUCCCAGACUUACAGCUCACAGCUCAGGUUCCAAAUCUAGGGUCCCCUGGAAGACGUUGUUCAGGAUUAUCAAAGAAUCUGCAACAAUUAUUACAGGUGUUUGACCCAUCGUGUGUUGAGUCACGUGAUAACAUGGCAGUUUAUAAUAAAGACACAAUAGGAUUUUUUAUAGCAAAAUUCACCAAAAUGAAAAGCUGA